AAAUUUUUAUCGUUUGACGAAACUCUUUGAUAACGCUCCCAACAAACAGCGAUAAUUCCGACAAGAUCAUUCACAAAUCAGCCAAAAUGAAGCAACGACUGCUCUGGUUAAUCAUCUUCACGACGCAAGUUUUGGCCGAAAAGCCCUCAGUGAUUAUAGUCGGUGCUGGUGUUUCGGGAAUUUCCGCAGCUGUGAAGCUUUUCGAAAACGGGAUCACAAACCUCAAGAUUUUUGAGGCCGAAGAUCGAAUUGGGGGACGCAUUCACACGGUAAAAUUCGGCGACAAUUUCAUUGACCUGGGGGCGCAAUACUGCCACGGGGAAAAUGUGGUCUAUGACACCGUCAAAGACUUGGACCUCCUGGAGCAUGCACAGCUUUUCUCAACCCCAAAAAUGUACUACUCGAACGGUUCCCACCUCGACAACCAACUAACCCAAGAUUUGCAAAAAGUGGUCUCAAGCUAUGACCACGACAUCACCAGGAGUAAAGAACUGAGCCUUGGGGACGCCUUUUUGGAAAAAUACAACUCUACAAUUUUGGAAAAAUACAAAAAUGACCCUGAAAAUUUCAAACUGGCGUCUGAUGGGCUCACGUUCGCCCAUAGCACCAUCCUGAUGCAUGAAGGCGCCUUCCAUUGGUCGCGUCCAGCCUCCGGGAGGCACUACAGGGCUGUGAAAGGUGACCAGAUGAUGGUGUGGAAGCAACGAGGCUACGACAUGAUCCUGGACGUCCUUUUGAAACGUUACCCAGACCCCAGUUUAAAAAUCCCAAUCGAAGAAAAAUUAUUCUUGAACAAAAGGGUGACAAAAAUCGCCUGGACUGGUGAUAAAGCUUCGGUGAAAUUAUCCGAUGGGACGUCCCACGAAGCCGACCAUGUGAUUUUCACCCCAUCGGUGGGUGUGCUAACCCAUGACGAUUUGUUCGAGCCGGUGGUACCGCCCCGUAAACAGCAGGCCAUCAAAUCGAUGGGCUUCGAUGGGAUUAUCAAACUUAUUUUGUAUUUUCCUGAAAAGUGGUGGCAGGAUUCCGAUUCUACUUUUUUCUUCCUGUGGGAUCGCAAGGAUUUGGAGGGAAUCACGAAGGAGUUUAACGAGGGGCCCAGCAAAGAUGGUAUUUCAUGGGUGUCCAACCUGGUGGCGUUGGUUAAAGUACCAUCGAACCCGCACGUCUUGAUUGGAUGGGUUAGUGGUGGGUUGAUUCCAGAAAUGGAAAAGAUGUCGCUUGAUGUGGUCAAAAAGGGGUCCAUGUUUGUGAUUAGGAAGUUUCUGGGUCGGGAUUAUAAUGUUACGGAGCCUGGGGAGGUUUUAUGGAGUGAUUGGCACAACAAUCCCAACUUCCGUGGCACAUAUUCCUACGAGAAAAACGGCUUCUUCGAGGAGGAAGUGCACUACCAGGACCAUCUGGCCGAGCCUUUGACCCAUGGCACCACCCGUGUGGUACUGUUUGCAGGCGAGGCCACCCAUCCCACCCAUUACUCCACCGUGCAUGGGGCUAUAGAAUCGGGCCGACGUGAAGCCGACCGCAUUAUCGCACUUUAUCCUUGAUUUUGUAAAUUUUGAUCAAUAAAAUAAUAUUCCACAAA
Molecule: messenger RNA, 1582 nt
Organism: Tribolium castaneum (red flour beetle)
Lineage: Eukaryota; Metazoa; Arthropoda; Insecta; Coleoptera; Tenebrionidae
Product: spermine oxidase
Exons: 3
Coding region: 87-1544 (485 amino acids)
Molecular function (GO): polyamine oxidase activity
Source: RefSeq, a predicted model, not a curated record